Trichobilharzia szidati is the source of this 3012-nucleotide messenger RNA. Lineage: Eukaryota; Metazoa; Platyhelminthes; Trematoda; Strigeidida; Schistosomatidae. The record is from the annotation of a GenBank genome assembly.
AUGAGUAAAGCUGAUAUAUUGCGUCAAAUAGAAGAAAUUGGGCAGUCUCUUACAGAAUUCCAUCUAAAACCAUUGAAUGAAAGUGAAUGUGAUCAAUAUCAUCAGUUAUUAGAAGGUAAUAAAGAAUUAACAGAAAAUUCAAACUUACAAGAAUUAUCCUCAUUGUUCAAUGAGAGAAUCAAUCAUCUAAGGAACGGUAAUAAUCACCACAAUAAUACAUUUAUCUACAGAAAUAGAUUAACAUUCUUUGGAUUACUCAUCAUAACUUGUUGCAUAAUCUUUCCAGCAAUAUUUUUCGUAUGCUAUACAGCAUUACACUGUCAAAUCAAACAAGACGGCUUAAAUGAAACAACUCUGACAACAAACAGAUUCAUUUCAGAUGAAUCGAGUUAUUAUAUUUUGAAUAAUAAUACCAAUUUGCUGGAUUCACUUCAUACAUUAACUUUUCCAUCAGCUUCUUCUCCUUCAACUAAUGAUACUAUAUUAAACAGUUCCCUUUUAAAUAUUUCAAAAAUUGAAACAUUGAACCAGUCGAAUUUUAGCUCAGUAAAACAAAAUCCAGUGAAUUUAGAUUUUGGUAUUUUUGAUGAACCAAGUGAAAAAGAAUAUGAAAAUGUUAUUAGAUUUCUAAAAUUAAAAUUCAAUAACUUUUAUGCAUAUACCAAAGGCAAUCAAGAUAUCUCUUUAGAUAAUAAAUCAUGGUCUGAACAGUUUCGUAUGAAUAUUCUAUGGAGUUUAAGUUUACACAUACCCGACAAGAAAGAACGUACAGCAUACUUCAACAGAUUAUUAUCAUUCAAGAAACAGAAUAAAACGCAUGCUGACUUCAAAAGAUACGGGAUAGUAAUCAUUUUGUGUGGUUCAUGCAAAAGGAUCCCUCAGAUAAGAGAGUAUUUAAUUGGUCCAUUAAGUCGACCAAUCAAAUUGAAACUUUUAAAUAUUUAUCCAUUUUAUAAACGACCUUUAACAAAUAUUGAAUAUAACGCCAUAUUGGAUUUUUUGUCAAUUCAAACAAAUCGAAUUGAUCAUAUUAUACAAGAGGCAUAUUCAGCAAGUUAUUUUAUGCAAUAUCCAUUAAAAAAUAAUUUUUGGCUAUUGAAGAAUAAUAAAUCAAUUAAUGAAGGUAAAUCACUUUGUCAAAAGCAAAACUACAAGAAUAUUGGAAAUGUGAAUGGAAGACCGAAUUGUCUGAUUCCAACGUUUGCUUCACCUUUAGUAACAAAUCAAACACCUGGAAGGCGAUGCAUUUGGAUACGACUAUCCAGAGAGGUAGCACCUUUCAUACAGUAUCCUGUAGAUAUACAGUUUUAUAUUGAUCUUACAUCCUUGAAUCCAAAUGAAUGGAGUUUAUUACGUGUUUGGUUUCAAGGUCAUCUGUUUUCAUCCCUUGAAGAUCUAAUCAAUAAAUACCAGUUAGGUGAAUUGAAAAUCAUUCAUCGACAAUUUAUCGAUAUGUAUCCUAAUCAAUUAAAACCUGAUCCACAGCAGUACAAAUCAUCUAAAACUGGAUCUGACAGAAGUUCACAGAAAUCAACACCUCCGCAUCAAAUGAUAAGUCGUAUUCGUAUAAAUAAACGUCGAAUACAAUAUGAGAAAUGGGAUUUUCAUGUAACACUGAGACGAGAUACAGGCAUUCGACUCUUUGGUGUAUAUUAUGCAAAUGUUAGUUUAUUCUCUGAAGCUGGACUAGAUGAAACUGUAACCGCCUACUGGGGUAGAUCACCGUUUAUGCAAACAAUGACUUCAUUGGAAUCUAUGUAUGGUAUAGGCGGUAUGACUUCAGAACUUAGCCCAGGUUUAGAUUGUCCUCACAAUGCUAUCUACCUACCUGUCCAAUUGAUUCCAUCCGGUGAAACUGGAGCCAAAUUGAUUAAAAAUGCAAUCUGCUUGUUUGAAUGGAAGGCGGGCCCUUAUGGUGGUCCAGUGAGAAGACAUUUUGAAUUCGCCACAGACAGUGAUGUAGAGAAUCAAAAUACACCAGGAAAUCCAGAUCAAAGAUCAUCAAAGAAAUCAAAACAUACUAAUUUUGGUUUUGGUACUGUUGGUCAUUCACUUGUUCUACGAUCGAUAUCAAGUUUAUAUAAUUAUGAUUAUUUAUUUGAUAUAAUCUUUUAUCCAACAGGAACCAUUGAAUUCUCUGUUACACCGACAGGUUUUAUCCACGUUGAUGAACAACUCGUAUAUGGAGGUAGUAGCAGUCCACAGGCGGUAAAAUAUGGUUUCUCGUCAUCAAUUAAUCCAAUCUACUUUGUCCUUCAUCAUCAUCUGUUUCACUUUAAGAUUGAUGUAGAUAUUGUCACCAGUCAGAAUUUCAUAAAAGUUAUUUCAAUUCAUGGAUCAUUAACAGAUAAUAAUCAAACUACUCUACAUACUACUGAUAUACGUGACAGUAGUAACUAUUUAAGUAGCCUAAAUCACUCAGAAUUAUUAUGGAUGUCUAUAGAUAUACCAAAAAAUGAAUUAUCUGCAAGAUAUACAACAAAAUUUGAAUUACCCAGACAAUAUUUAAUCUGUUCAAUGCAAAAUUCAACACUGCAGAGUGAAGUGAAUAAAACAAAAAAUGAUCAAUGUUUAAUGAUUAUGAAUAAAGGACAAAUUAAAACAAUUUUUAAUGAUGAUUAUACAAAAUCAUUUGCAUGGUCAAGGCAUCAACUUUAUGUCACACAACAGCAUGAUAAUGAAUCAUUUGCAUCAUCGAUUUUCAAUGGAGUCGAUUUAACCUCACCAGUUGUUGAUUUCACAAAAUUCAGUUCAAAUAAUGAGUCAAUAUUCAAUGAAGAUCUUGUAUUAUGGUUAACAGUUGGUAAUUAUCAUAUACCAAGACACGAAGAUUUACCGAAUACAGUAACCAGUGGUGGACCAAUGUCAAUAUUUCUAAUGCCACAUAAUCUAUUCACCUAUAGUCCAGAUGCUUUCAGUUGUCAUCGAUUCUAUACUCAAGAGCUAGAUGAAUGGAUUGAAGGACCUCAAAUGAAAGACAACUGUCAAAUGGAGUCGAUUCCAGUAUUCUAA